AUGCUCAGAGUGAAGCCAUGCGGGACGCGGCCAUUUACUGUAGGAUGUCUCAGGCCUCCGCCAGCUGCACAGGCCAAGACCUAUACUCUGCAGAGACGUGAUGACUUCGGCUCUGGCGUCCAUGACAACCACCAAACGGAGUCCCGCGAGGCCACGCCCCCAAACCUGUAUGCAGACGGAGCAGAGCAGAAGUGUCCUUUUUAA
Messenger RNA from Knipowitschia caucasica, 204 nucleotides. NCBI's taxonomy places the organism in Eukaryota, Metazoa, Chordata, Actinopteri, Gobiiformes, Gobiidae. The record is from the annotation of a GenBank genome assembly.